Messenger RNA from Dermochelys coriacea (leatherback sea turtle), 1057 nucleotides. RefSeq names its product profilin 1 (gene PFN1). The transcript has 3 exons. Gene Ontology annotation, molecular function: actin binding. The record is from RefSeq and is a predicted model, not a curated record. The coding region runs from base 426 to 848 and encodes 140 amino acids. Lineage: Eukaryota; Metazoa; Chordata; Testudines; Dermochelyidae. Gene Ontology annotation, cellular component: cytoplasm. Gene Ontology annotation, biological process: regulation of actin filament polymerization; actin cytoskeleton organization; positive regulation of actin filament bundle assembly.
CGCUUAGCCCCGCCCAGAGGAGCAAGGUGGAGGGGCGGGGUGUCGGCCUCUGUAAAAGCCGCGAACCCGGCCCGGGGGGCCCCCCCAUACGCCUCUCGGAUUCUGCACCCGGAGCGCGCGCUGCACCGGCUCCAGGGUCUCUCUGCUCCCCACCCCCGUCCGCGGUGGUGCAGAAGCGGCGCGAGCUCGGUGCAUCCCCCACAGCGCGAGCCUCCCUCCGCCCCGCGCGCGCGCACCCCCCCGCCGGCCUCCACGUUCCAGGGCGAGGUUGAUUCGGUCGCGUCCGGCGUCUCGCGCCCUUUUUUUUUUUUUUUUUUUUUUCCCCCCGGGAUUCUGCAGCCCCGGGGCCUCGCGCGCGCGCCCCGGCUCCUGCUCCUGCCCCCGCCGCCGGCUCCUCCCCAGCAGCAGCAGCAGCAGCAGCAGCCAUGAGCGGCUGGAGCUCCUACAUCGACACCCUCCUGGCGGACGGCAACUGCCAGGACGCGGCCAUCGUGGGCUACAAGGACAGCCCGUGCGUCUGGGCCGCCACCCCGGGCAAGACGCUGUGCAACAUCACGCCGGCAGAGGUGAACAUGCUGGUGGCCAAGGACCGUAGCAACAUAUUCAUCAACGGGCUGACGCUGGGGGGCCAGAAGUGCUCAGUGAUCCGGGACAACCUGCACGUGGAAGGGGAGUUCACCAUGGACCUGCGGACCAAGACCACGGGCGAGACCCCCACCUACAACAUUACAGUCUGCAUGACCAACAAGACGAUAGUGCUGGUCAUGGGCAAGGAGGGCGUUCACGGUGGCUGCGUGAACAAGAAAUGCUUCGACAUGGCCAGUCACUUGAGACGUUCGCAGUAUUGAUGCCGGCCUGGCACUCCGCUGCGGUACUACUGAUGCCCAUGCUGGCAGGGACCACCCAGGGCCCUGCCCCCCCGCAGGGGUGCACCCCACCCCGGGCCUGGAGCACCCUCUAUUCCUCGCUUUCGGAUCUCGACUCUGGCCCACCCUGUCUCUCCGCCAUCUUUUCUAUCACAAAAAUCCUCUUGGUUGCUGCCAAAUUUUUUCUGGUU